Molecule: messenger RNA, 1032 nt
Organism: Penicillium nucicola
Lineage: Eukaryota; Fungi; Ascomycota; Eurotiomycetes; Eurotiales; Aspergillaceae
Exons: 4
Coding region: 1-1032 (343 amino acids)
Source: RefSeq, a predicted model, not a curated record
AUGUCUCGUCGUCAUGAGAUCCCGACCUCGGAAGAGAUGCGAGAAUACUAUGAGAAUCUACCGGCUAAUUGGUCCAUAGACGCGUCUCCGUUUAUGGGAGUAAAUCCUCAAUAUUGCACAGAGCCCCUAGUGCCACCAAGCAUCCUGACGCCAAUCAGUCUCCCGGAUAGCUCAUUCCGACCAAGCCCAGCACUCAGUCACCACUCACAAGACUACCACGGACAAGAAUACCAAUACAGCAUCAAUGAAUCCAUCCCAGCACCCCAAGGUCUGGGGAUCAGCGCCCCAUUCCCAAGUGAAUUCCCUCGGACCUCAGCACCAAAUGCCAGCUACAUGUACGCCCCAGACAACACGAUGAUGGGCAUGGGCCAGACCCCGAACAUGUCACCACAGGCGCCACCGCCGAAGCGCGCGAAAAGCAACUCUUCGCAGCAACCAUCCCGUGAUCAACCAAUCAACAUCGCCCCAAACCCAGAGGGCAUGCGGCAAAUCGAGCUUGAGCGCAUGUAUGGCCAGCCCUCUCCGCAGCUCCCGCCUCGGCCUCGCGCGCCUGGCCGUGGACGUCGUGACCCUCAAGCCGAAGAUGAAGAUUCGUUUGUGGAGACGCUGCGAGACCAGGGCAUUGCUUGGAAGGUGAUCCGUGAGAUGUUCAUGCAGCAUUUUAAUAAGGAUGCCACCGAGGCGCGAUUGCAGAUGCGUCAUCUCCGCCGGAAGCGAGAGCGGGUUGCGCGGUGGGACGAGUCAGAUGUCCAGCUCCUUAUCCAAGCACAUGAGCUUUGGGAAAAGGACAAGUACCGUGCCCUUUCUGAUAUGAUCAAAGAAAUGGGCGCCACGAGAUUUUACUCUCCAAAUGCAUGCAAAGCUCAAAUGCGACUAAUUGAGACAAAACAACACCGUCGAAACCGCGCAAGUGCUACACCUUCAGCAAUGUCCGAUCCGGUUCCCACUACUCCAACCACUCCUAAAAUGUCUCGAAAAAGACGCCGAGCUCAGUCUGAGCCGGAUUCUGAGGAUGAGGACGAGUAUUUCUAG